Messenger RNA from Dentiscutata erythropus, 441 nucleotides. Lineage: Eukaryota; Fungi; Glomeromycota; Glomeromycetes; Diversisporales; Gigasporaceae. The record is from the annotation of a GenBank genome assembly.
CACAUAAAUGCUCGGCAAUUAUUUGAAUCAUCAAUCCUGAUUGAACAACAAACUCAACAGAAGAUUCAACAACAUCUUGAGCAGCAAAUUCUUCAACAACCGCAUUCUCGGCAAUAUGAUAGCCAACAAAUCUCGAUUUUGGCACCUAUAGGAGUUAAUCUUGUGAAUAAAAUCAAUAUUACACGUGAAUAUGAAGCAACAGUUAAAUGGAUAGGUCAUUUAAUUAAUGAUGAUGAAUUGGUUACAGUUACACUAACAUGUAAUCCGACUAGCUUUUUCUCACCUAUCACCGUUGGUGUCAGUCCUUCACUAGAAACGCUUGAAUUUGCGAAUAAGAAGCUCACAUUCAAAAUUAAAGUGUUUGAUGCUCAAGACGAAGAAUCAUCUGUUAGUUGUCUUGCUUUAAUUCACCCUGCUUCUAAUCCAUUCAUUCUUUCCGGU